AUGGAAGACCCUGUCACUCUGCUCUCGAAGCUAACUGUGGAGGAGAAGGCCGACCUCUGCGGUGGUGCUGAUAUGUGGCAUACUCAUGCAGUGAACCGUCUCGGUGUGCCACAGCUUUAUUUAACAGAUGGUCCGAACGGACUGCGAUUGUUUUGGGCGGUAGAGAAGGACACUGUGGAUACUGCGUCUCUAUCGACAACAUGCUUCCCGACCGCUGUUUGUAUGGCGUCCACAUGGAACCGUGAACUAAUACAUAAUGUGGGUUCUGCUCUGGCAGAGGAGUGUCAGGCACAUGAUGUGGCCGUUCUGCUUGGACCUGGUACGAAUAUAAAGCGAUCUCCAUUGUGUGGUCGAAACUUCGAGUAUUACUCGGAGGAUCCAUUCCUCAGUUCUCGCAUUGCAGCAGCUCUCAUCGAGGGUGUUCAGAGCGGGGGUGUGGGAACGGCGAUAAAGCACUUUGCAGCAAACAACCAGGAGACCAACCGU
Molecule: messenger RNA, 486 nt
Organism: Trypanosoma theileri
Lineage: Eukaryota; Euglenozoa; Kinetoplastea; Trypanosomatida; Trypanosomatidae
Product: glycoside hydrolase family protein
Exons: 1
Biological process (GO): carbohydrate metabolic process
Molecular function (GO): hydrolase activity, hydrolyzing O-glycosyl compounds
Source: RefSeq, a predicted model, not a curated record